AUGGAUCCAUCUGCUCAUGCAGGUCGGCAGACAAGGGGUCAAGAAUGUGAGCAGAAUGUGCGUCGAUGGGGGGCCCAAGAGAACAAUGACGAGAUUAAGCUUAAAUCAAAAAGCGAGGGCUGUGAAGAGCCAUUGGCUCCAAUUGUGGACAAGAUAAAUGGUCAACCCAAAGCUGCAGUAAGAUCGUUUAUCCAAUUGGACAAGCUUAACAAGUGUGUACUUGUAGAAAAAUGCCUUUUCAGGUUGAAUUCUACAAUGAAUGCAGAUCAUUCAUGGAUCAACCGAGACAUAGCCGAUGGGUUCUGGCUUGCUUGA
Messenger RNA from Ilex paraguariensis (yerba mate), 315 nucleotides. The record is from the annotation of a GenBank genome assembly. Lineage: Eukaryota; Viridiplantae; Streptophyta; Magnoliopsida; Aquifoliales; Aquifoliaceae.